AAACCAGAACCGUAUAUUAUCAUUUGCAGACACUUUGGCACCCUACUACCAUCCCAUUGACUAUAUCAUGCCUUAAUGUAUUCACGCCACUUGUGAACAUUUCACAAUAACAGCCACCGCCAUCUGAUGAUUAUACACGGUCAGCACUACACCGCACCAUCAAUGUCUUUUCAUCUGCUGAUAAAGGGGGACCGCAAAACUGUCAUUUAUAUUUCAUGUCACAUCCAACUUUGAUCACAUAUUUUCCUCUACAUUUUUCUAAUUUAUGUUAACUCUAUCGAUUACAAAUUCGUUUUUCACAAAUGUUUCAAGUUCAAUUUUUUGUACUAGAUUACCUAGGAGGAUUAAGUUGAAAAUCAUUAAUUUGCAUAAUUUACACUCUAUUGAGGAAAAAAAACUAUUGUAUAUUUAGUGGUUUAUUUUCUGUUUCGAUUAAUUAUUAAUUACUUCAAAACUAGAGCAAAAAGUGAUUAGCUGUGUGCGCACAAAACACAUUGGCGUCAAAGGGGAAAUCCGUUGCAAGUGGAAUAAAAAGUAGCUUGCAUAAUUAAAGGUUUUCAGCUUUACUUCCAUCUAUGUUUUAACUGCCUCGCCAUUUGAGCCAUCACUUUUCCCAAAUUUUGAAAAUUGAUGUCUGAAUGUUAUCUCAUCUUCAACAAAAGGAACUUUAUAAUCUUUUAUUCAAGCAAUCUAAUAGAGAUUUUUUGAUCCGAAAGAAAAGACCUCCCCUUCUAUUUUGUGACGCAAUAUUUGAGCUCCGUCUUCUUAGAUUGGUUUACACUUCUUUCAAAAAGCCCCCUUGCCAUUACUAUAAAAAAAACAUGAAAAACAUUAAACUUAUCGAAAAACUGAUUGAAAAAACGGUUAAAGAGUAAGGCUUUGAAAGCUCAUUCUCAGAUGAUAUAAAAAACAACCAUACCAUAAACUUCGACUCUUAAAAAAUCAGAUUGGAAAUUCCAGUUUAUCGACAGCUGAUUUCACAUCCGAUUCACUUUAAAAGAGAACUUCCAAAACAUGUUCGCUUUGAAUUCUCCUGGAGGUAGCAGUGACUCAUGUGGCGAAUACACACUUCCUGAAGACUUCCGGUUAUCACGCGAGGCUACUAAACUGCGGAUAAACACCAAAGGCAACCUCAACAAAACCAAAACUAAUCAUAAUAACAACAACAACAACAGCAGCAGCAACAACAAAAACAGUUACAACGAUAGCAAUUUUAAUACAAAUUCAACUGAUGCCGACGUUGACGAGAGACCAAAGGUGCCACCGUUGAGACUGUACCAAAAACAGGUGAAGCAAAACGCCACAGGUGAGUAUAAAAGGAAGAAGAAAAAGUCAGAAAAUCGGAAAGGAUCCCAGAAAACAAGUGAAAGCAACAACAGUCUACAAUCACUCGGUGCUAGUAACUACAGCGACUAUAACGACGAAAACACCCAGCGCCAAAAGAAAGUUUCAUUGCCGCUGCUGCAAAAUAACAUGGAUCGCUUCAAUUCUUCGAAUUUUUUAGAGGUCGACCAUCAAACCCGAAGACAACAGUCGUUUGGCAACAGCAGGGGUUGCUCCUCGUUGCCUCCCUUGAGCGACGAAAGGGGGUCCCUAAUACGCGCCCUAAGCAACCACAAAGGAGACGACUUCAGUCAAUCUGUGAACAUAUCCAAUCAUAGCUACUCGUGUAACAAGCUGCCACUAAUCAGAAAGAAGUCCUACUCCCUUCCAGACCUGCAACAACAUGUGAAAACUCAACAGAAUUCACGUGUGUCCUCGCAAGGUUCUGACUAUUUUGGUACCUCAACUCCUAGUGAAGAAACGGGCGCCAGUAGUGCGAGAAUAACAUUGCCUCGCUUAGGCUGAUAUAAGUUACAAAUGGUCUUCUUUUUAAUCCCAUAACUUUAAUUCACUUUACCUCAAAUGAACUCAGUUGACAUUAUUUACUUCAAUCAGCUGAAGUUGAACAGCUGUUUUGAUUAUAAGCAAUAAUGUGUAU
Molecule: messenger RNA, 1981 nt
Organism: Symsagittifera roscoffensis
Lineage: Eukaryota; Metazoa; Xenacoelomorpha; Acoela; Convolutidae
Product: protein kinase 4-like
Exons: 2
Coding region: 1015-1848 (277 amino acids)
Source: RefSeq, a predicted model, not a curated record